Molecule: messenger RNA, 2517 nt
Organism: Doryrhamphus excisus (bluestripe pipefish)
Lineage: Eukaryota; Metazoa; Chordata; Actinopteri; Syngnathiformes; Syngnathidae
Gene: ube2g1a
Product: ubiquitin-conjugating enzyme E2G 1a (UBC7 homolog, yeast)
Source: RefSeq, a predicted model, not a curated record
CAACGCACACUACAUCAUCUGCCAGAAAACCAACGAAGAAGGGCUCCACCACUGGAGGCAGAUCUGCAGCAUACGCCGGAGAAGAAGACGAAGGCGACGACGACGAAGAAGAAGAAGGAUGUCGAGAAUGCUAAACGGAAAAUAGAGGAGACGGCGGAUCGAGCAGUAAACGAGACUACAACGCUGUUACCUCCGCAUAUUACUGUCCACAAUAGCUGCGUUACAUUGGCUAAAGCAUGACAGAGCCUCAAUCAGCGCUGUUACUCAGGAGACAGCUCGCAGAGCUGAAUAAAAACCCAGUAGAGGGAUUCUCAGCAGGCCUGAUUGAGGAUAAUGAUCUGUACAGAUGGGAAGUACUAAUCAUCGGCCCGCCAGACACGCUUUAUGAAGGUGGUGUGUUUAAAGCUCAUCUGACAUUUCCCAAAGACUACCCUCUCAGGCCACCUAAAAUGAAAUUUAUCACAGAUAUUUGGCAUCCUAAUGUUGACAAGAAUGGCGAUGUAUGUAUUUCUAUUUUACACGAACCCGGGGAAGACAAGUAUGGCUAUGAAAAACCUGAAGAGCGUUGGCUUCCCAUCCAUACAGUUGAAACUAUCAUGAUUAGCGUUAUCUCCAUGCUGGCAGACCCAAAUGGUGACUCGCCGGCCAAUGUGGAUGCAGCGAAAGAGUGGCGGGAGGACAGGCAUGGAGCCUUUAAAAGAAAAGUUGCACGCUGUGUACGGAAAAGCCAAGAGACUGCAUUUGAGUGAUAUUUAGCAAGAAUCUAGAGUCAUAUUUUCAGGGUCUCCAAUUGAAAGUCAACACGGCACUGUUUCCUGCACUCUUCCACCAUAUUGCCAGCCUCGUCCUCCUCUUAUUUUGGCGGGAUGACUACGACUGGCUCCUCUCAGCUGCAAUAGAACAUUAUACCGUGACCACCACAGCUGACAGAUCACCACCGAGCAAGUGCCAAGUGAAAAAAAUGGAAAAAAAAAACAAACAAAAAAACAUUUUUGCAAGUCUAUGAACUGCUUCAACAUUCAGGAAGAUAUUGUAAAGACAUGUACAUAGCACAGACUGAACCCGAUAAUAUACAGUUCCGGUCAGAGGUUUACAUACACUCAUUAUGGAAGUGAAUGUCACAUACAUUACGGGACCUUAUUGAUGGAUUUGAACCAGGUUUUUUUCUAGGGUGGAACUAUUAUACAACAAAUUUCGUCAAAGUCUUUUUUUUAAACAACAGGUUUUAUUGAAAUAAUACUUUGUUAAAUUAAAUGUCCCUUAGCAAGUUUCACCUCAACCAGACGCUUUUGGCUGAAUAUUUGACCACUCUUGGGGUCUUUUUCCACCAAGUGUUGACAAUCUGCAGUGCAGAAUUUGCCCCGAAAGACUUGUAGUUCCUUGAACUCACCAUCAGUGCCAAAGAGACACUACCUGCUGCAGUCGAUCAGUCAUCACUAAGGAGAAAUGUGUAUAUAUAUAUAAAAGCACCAUUUUAUUCUAAAGUAUUUCGGUGACUAUAUGUAUAGUCCCGUGAUCACGGUUGACUGCGGCUGGCCGUGUCUCUUGGACAAACGUGAGAAAAGCCAAAAUAUAUUCCCAAUCUUGCACCCAGUUACUGUUUUUAUCGUUCCAUCUUGGAAAAUUCAUCUUAGCAAUUCAUAUAAAUCAUUAAGCCUCCCCCAUGGUGAGUGUACAUGCAAACUCCUGAACUGUAUAAGCUCUGUCUCCAUACAUCACAAACCUAGAGUAAAUGAAUAGCGCUAGAUCACAUUUAUUUUUCUUCAUUUUCCUCAACUUUCCUCCAAGGGUUGUUUCAGCCGGAGGGCCGUGAACGUAGCAUUGCAAUGCUGCUGCCAAGCGCUUGAUUGACUCAAGCACGAUGCGAAUGACUGCAUCCCUCCACGUCUGGCAACCUCUUCAAACAUCCGACAUGUUCCACACUUCAGUAAUUACUGACUUUAUUUUAGCAAUUCAAAAGUCUUAGUUUCCCAUUCUAGUAUCUUAAGCAAAACAACCUGACCAUUCUUGUUUGUGCAUGCUCCUUUUUUGUUUUUGCAAAAGUGCCUCCAAGAUAGAAUGCUUCAACCUGCGUUGGUUUGCCAUGAAAAGAAAUGCUGUAUCGGCAUUGUUUUGAAUUGGUCAGAUUGCCAGCUCACUUGCCAUUUCAUAGUGUUGCUCCCAAUUUAAUGUAGCAAUAAACACCUAUUAGAAUAUAAAAUACAAUUUGAGGUCCUCCAAAAUUCUGCUCUCUCAGUAACUCCUCUUUUUUUGUCAGUGUUGUCCAAAGUAAAACUUGUUAUGCAUGCCUAUCUUGCUUUUUUUUUUUUUAUUUAAUUUUAUUUUCUGGAUGUUUUGGGGAUUUUGUUUGUGAAUGUUUGUAUGUAUGCCCAUUUUGUCGUGCUGUUCCUUCCUCUGAUCUACCAUCUCAUUAUUAUUCUGCUUAAUGUACAAAGACAAAUUACUGAUGUACGUUUUUCAUCUUAUGAAAUCUGUCACCUGUAGUAAGUUCUUCUAAAAGAUGUUCUUUUUCCAAUA